Molecule: messenger RNA, 1731 nt
Organism: Nicotiana tabacum (common tobacco)
Lineage: Eukaryota; Viridiplantae; Streptophyta; Magnoliopsida; Solanales; Solanaceae
Source: RefSeq, a predicted model, not a curated record
AGGCGUAGCUAAUUCGACUUAAGAAAGAAAAAGAAUAUCUGAAGUCAAACACACAUGACCGACCCACUACCAUCUCCUUCGCGCCUUUGCUUAAGCUUAAUCCCUCUAUUUUUUGGUAAUAACAAUAGUUUGUUAGGUCAACUGUUACUCAUAAUUUGAUCUCAAAUGGCACGGCCACAGUUCACCGUUAUUCUCGCGAUCAUCUCUCUGUUGAUCCAUUACGGUGUCGUUUCCGGCUUCCGAUUAUCUGAUGUUACUAACGGCAGCUCCGUUUUCCUCCCUUCGCCGGCCGACGGCAGCCGUCACACAACCAUGCUGCUGCCGCUCUUUCCUCCGAAAGACACUUCACGCCGUGCGGAAAUCUCCCGUCGCCACCUCCAGAAAAGUCCUGCCAGCGCUCGCAUGUCUCUCCAUGAUGAUCUCCUCCUCAACGGAUACUAUACAACUCAUAUUUGGAUUGGAACACCACCGCAGAAGUUCGCUCUUAUUGUUGAUACAGGGAGUACAGUUACCUAUGUCCCUUGCUCUGAGUGUAAAAAGUGUGGCAACCAUCAGGAUCCUAAGUUUCAGCCGGAAAUGUCAAGCACUUAUCAAUCUGUGAAAUGCAAUAAGGCUUGUCCCUGCGACCAUAAGAGGCAGCAAUGUAUUUAUGAGAGACGGUACGCUGAGAUGAGUGCAAGUUAUGGGUUGCUUGGAGAGGACAUCAUAUCUUUUGGAAAUCUAAGUGAGCUUGCACCACAACGAGCUGUUUUUGGAUGUGAAAUUGCGGAAACUGGUGAUCUUUACAGCCAACGUGCUGAUGGUAUAAUGGGUUUGGGCCGAGGUGAUCUUAGUAUAGUUGAUCAACUUGUUGAAAAACAUGUAAUUAGUGAUUCUUUCUCCUUGUGCUAUGGAGGGAUGGAUUUUGGUGGCGGGGCAAUGGUUCUUGGUGGAGUAAAACCCCCUGCUGACAUGGCCUUUACCAAAUCAGAUUUUGGUCACAGCCCGUACUACAAUAUUGACCUGAAGGAGAUACAUGUCGCUGGGAAGCCGCUAAACCUAAAUCCACGGGUUUUUGGUGGAAAACAUGGGACUAUACUUGAUAGUGGUACCACCUAUGCGUACCUUCCAGAAGCAGCAUUUGCAGCUUUCAAGAAUGCUGUAGUGAAAGAGCUUCAUUCUUUAAAACAGAUUGAAGGGCCAGAUCCUAGUUUUAAAGAUAUCUGCUUUUCUGGUGCUGGAAGCAACAUAUCAGAACUCUCAAAGAACUUUCCGCGUGUCGAUAUGGUAUUCAGCGAUGGAAAGAAACUAACUCUCUCUCCUGAAAAUUACUUGUUUCAGCACUUCAAAGUACGUGGUGCUUAUUGCCUAGGAAUUUUCCCGAAUGGAAAGAAUCCAGCUAGUCUUCUUGGAGGAAUCGUUGUUCGCAACACUCUUGUUACUUACGAUCGUGAAAAUAAAAGAAUUGGUUUUUGGAAAACUAAUUGUUCUGAGUUAUGGGACAGACUCAAUUUAUCCCCUCCAUCUCCACCUUCACCAUCGGUCUCAAGCUUGGAUAACACAAACUCCAGUGCGCACCUGUCUCCUUCAUCAGCUCCUAGUGGACCCCCUGGGUACAACACACCUGUGGAAAUUAAAGUUGGGCUCAUUACAUUUUACUUGUCACUAAGUGUCAACUGCUCAGAGUUGAAGCCUCGCAUUCCAGAACUUGCCCAUUUCAUUGCCCAAGAGUUGGAUGUUAAUGUCUCACAG